Molecule: messenger RNA, 381 nt
Organism: Penicillium argentinense
Lineage: Eukaryota; Fungi; Ascomycota; Eurotiomycetes; Eurotiales; Aspergillaceae
Exons: 1
Coding region: 1-381 (126 amino acids)
Source: RefSeq, a predicted model, not a curated record
AUGAAGUCAGCUAUCUCUAUCGUCUCUCUUCUUGUGGCCACUAUUGCCGCCGCUCCGUUGGAGGCUCGAUCGGUCCCGACUGUGACCCUUGCGCUCUCGAAUGAUCAAAGUGGGGCUUAUUCAACUGCCGCCUUCGCUGCCGAUGGCCUCGACAAGAGCAUUUCCUCCCUUUUCGGUUCCAAGUCUGUCGGAUCGAGUGGGCACGUCUUGGCUUCGUCCGCUCAGCUGUCUCAGUUCCCAGGCACAAUCAGUUGCACUCUCAAGAACAACGGUGCUAUCUUCACUUUGACGGCCCAGAGCACUUAUAUCGAUCUCGACGGCAACCCUGGUGCUGCUACUCCCGUGAAUCUCGACAACGCUCGUGUCAACUGCCACGUGUAG